UAUCCUAACGGGUUCAGUAGAAAUUGAGUGAGAGGCAAGCGCGGGCACAACAAGACUGCUACUUCUUUCAUUACAUCUUAAAAUCUUAGGGUUCUUAUUCUCAGCAUAAUCUUCAUUUUCGCUUCCCUCGCUUCAUUUCUUACUUCGCACUCUUUCAAUUGCAAAAGACUGUGAUUGCGAUUGUCAUUGUUGGGAUUGCAUUGAGAAGGAUUAGGGUUAGGGUUGAAAGAGAGUGAGUGUGGAUGGGGAAAGAGGAGGAAGAGAUGAGGGGUGAGAUUGAGGAGCGACUGAUAAACGAGGAGUACAAGAUAUGGAAGAAGAAUAGUCCUUUUCUGUAUGAUCUGGUGAUUACGCAUGCGCUUGAGUGGCCUUCCCUCACCGUGGAGUGGCUUCCCGACCGCCAUGAACCAGCCGGCAAAGACUACUCGCUGCAGAAGGUUAUAUUGGGCACCCAUACCUCUGAGAAUGAGCCCAAUUACCUCAUGUUGGCCCAGGUCCAACUUCCCCUUGACGAUGCUGAGAACGAUGCCCGUCACUACGACGACGACCGCCCCGACAUCGGCGGCUUUGGCUGUGCCAAUGGCAAAGUUCAGAUCAUCCAGCAGAUCAACCAUGAGGGUGAGGUUAACAGGGCUCGCUACAUGCCCCAGAACCCCUUCAUCAUUGCCACCAAGACUGUUAGUGCUGAAGUUUAUGUCUUUGACUACAGCAAGCACCCCUCUAAGCCCCCUCUUGAUGGGGCCUGUAACCCUGAUUUGAGGCUCAGGGGUCACAACACUGAGGGUUAUGGCUUGUCCUGGAGUAAGUUCAAGCAGGGGCACUUGCUUAGUGGUUCUGAUGAUGCUCAGAUUUGUUUGUGGGAUAUUAAUGCCACUCCCAAGAAUAAGACCCUCGAGGCAAUGCAGAUAUUUAAGGUACACGAAGGUGUUGUCGAAGAUGUGGCUUGGCAUUUGAGGCAUGAGUACUUAUUCGGUUCUGUGGGUGAUGAUCAAUACUUGCUUAUAUGGGACCUUCGAACGCCGGCUGUCACCAAGCCUGUCCAAUCUGUGGUUGCCCAUCAAAGUGAGGUUAACUGCUUGGCCUUCAAUCCUUUUAACGAAUGGGUUGUUGCUACUGGUUCUACGGAUAAAACUGUGAAGUUGUUUGAUCUGCGGAAGAUCAGCGCUCCCCUGCACAUCUUCGAUUCUCACAAGGAGGAGGUUUUCCAGGUUGGAUGGAAUCCAAAGAAUGAAACUAUCUUGGCUUCUUGUUGUCUGGGUAGGAGGCUCAUGGUGUGGGAUCUUAGCAGGAUUGACGAAGAGCAGUCACCAGAAGACGCGGAAGAUGGUCCACCAGAAUUGCUCUUUAUUCAUGGUGGUCAUACAAGCAAAAUAUCUGACUUUUCCUGGAAUCCAUGUGAAGAUUGGGUUGUUGCUAGUGUCGCUGAAGACAACAUACUUCAAAUAUGGCAGAUGGCAGAGAACAUAUACCACGACGAAGAUGAUCUGCCAGAAGAGUCAACGAAAGCCGCAGCUUCGUAAUGUAGUUGAUGGACAUGACAUUUAGCAUUUAGUGUAGUGUUGAAUACAGGUUGAGUGUUGUUCCAUAUUAAUUUGUGCUGUUACUUCGUUCUUCACUUUAGUUGUAGCUUUGUUUUUGAAAGGUGUGAAUUAUGAUAUGAUUGCCUUCACCAGUAGCAUGGUGAACAACCGAGACGUAGGUGUAAUUUUCGAUGGUAAAGGUUUCCCAUUUAUGUUUACAAAA
Molecule: messenger RNA, 1743 nt
Organism: Vigna angularis (adzuki bean)
Lineage: Eukaryota; Viridiplantae; Streptophyta; Magnoliopsida; Fabales; Fabaceae
Product: WD-40 repeat-containing protein MSI1
Exons: 6
Coding region: 243-1520 (425 amino acids)
Biological process (GO): regulation of gene expression
Cellular component (GO): nucleus
Molecular function (GO): histone binding
Source: RefSeq, a predicted model, not a curated record